AUGAGGCCCAUCUCCACGAUCCUUCACCUCGGCCGUGCUGAAAACACAGCCAAUGCUGCAAUCCAGCACCAGCUCGAUGCCAUGCCGGACCCAAUGUCAAGCAAGUCACCGGUGAGAAGCAGCCAGCGAAACGUCCUCGCCUGCACGGAAUGUGUGCGGCGCAAGAUCCGGUGCUCCAAGACCAUCCCUUGCGCGAGCUGCAUCCGGCACAACAAAUCGGCCGCAUGCCGGCGCGAACAGGUUGCGGUGGUCAGCAGGAGAUCGACUGCUCGGCGGAGCUCACGAUUGACCGUGCAGGAUGAUUCCAGCCUCUUGCUCGAAGAACCGGCUGCCUCGCCCGGGCUUGGUGACUCCGGGAUCACCGAUUCCGUUCUUGACAUACCGGAGACAGCAAUUCCACAAGAUAUCGGAUAUGGGCGGCCAUCUCAGUUGCUUUCCCGGGCUGAGCCUAGGCCAGAAGGUGACAGUAACCAAGAGGCUCAAACUUUGACAACACCAAACCAAACAUCAGACAGACGGAUGACCGAUGAAGCCGCUGCAGCUCUCCAAUUCCUAGCCCACGGGCGCCGCAAUGUGCUAGACCAACUCUCUGGUCGCGACUCAGCUGCUAGGACACCGCCGAGCUUCUCGCUCAACACCUCCGUGUCGGAGGCUCCAUGGGACAUCUUCUUCUCGGUCGAAACGACGCGUAUGCUGUUGGAAUUUCACCAGGCUCAUCUCUCUUGGAUGCACUUGGCUGUCCAUCUACCUACCUUCCGACGAGAGUUUGAAGACAACAUCCAGCGACAGGACUGUGACUUAUCCUGGAUGGCUCUGUACUAUGCCAUGCUGUCUCACACACUAUAUCACAUCGAUGGGGCUCAACUUACCUCUCUCAUACAAAUAAAUAUCGUCAACAUAGACGCAGCCCGAGUUCUGUUUGACAAGAGCAUCGAGACGUUGUUCCGCGCCAACUUUAUGUCAGAUCACAAGUUGACUUCUGUCCAAGCGAUCUGCCUGCUGUUGCAAGUCGCGCACAACUUGGACAAGUCCGACCUGAUCUGCAUUCUCAUCUCCACGGCGAUACGCAUGUCGCAGUGCCUGAAUCUGCAUCGGCUCGGCGCUGACAAAGAGCGGAUCGCGACAGCCGGCCGGACGAACGACCAGCACAUCAUCGAUCGCGAGGCGGAGAAGCGCGUCUGGUGGUUCUUGGUAAGGUAUGACUGGUUCCAGAUACCGUUCCAGAACACAAGCCAGGUCCACCCAGCCCAGUUCAACACACCCAUGCCAGGCGAUACAUUUGAGGAACCGGAUCGCAUGGUCAAGGCCGGCGCGCUGGCUCUUCAGGGCCCAACAGUGGUCACCCCGAGCCGAUGGGUAAAUUGUCUGAAUCAGAUCUCGGUGCCCAUCUGCAAACUCCAGGAACGGAUGCAAAACGUCGGCUUUCCAUCGGAUGACAAUGACAACAUCUUGAAGAUAUACGACCUUGUGAUAUCUGCGGAUCGGGAGAUCAAGAGCCUCUACGCUUCCUGGCCAAAGUACAUGCGCGUGCUAGACGAAGCCACGUGCGAAGGUGCAGCGAGCGAAGCGUUUCCAGUCAGGCUCAUGCCGGGCCUGGUCCUGCUCUCCACCGCACACAAGAUCCUAAUGGUACACCGCCACUUCCACCUCUCGUGCUUCCGAGACAGACGCUUCGCGUUCACACAGCUUUCCUGCAUCACCCUCGCCCAACAAGCCAUCGCGGCAAUACAGGGGUGGCCGGACACGCCAGAUAUGCGUAUAAUCAGGAGGAUGUGGACAACCCACACCUUUGUCGUCAGCUGCGCCGUCGCCCUGAUUUUCGUGCUGCUGUUCAAGUCCGAGAACCUCCUCACCUUUGACCUGGGCAGGAUGCGUAGCCUCGUCGGGUUCUCGCGAGAAUUUAUCGGGGAGGAGGAACACACAAGUUCCAUCGCUCGCCGGGGUGUGCGGCUCCUGGACGCGUUGAUGGACCUCGAGGGGCGCUCAGAGGGCUCCGAGGAUAUCGAGGCGGACAUCGGGGAGGUCGUGCGCGGCGUCGCCGCUACAGACGGCACCUUUGUAGAGAUGAGUGCCACCAACGAGGCUCAUGAAGCUGUCUUUCCUUACGGUCAAGAUCUGUGGGCUAGCUUCCUGGGGUACUCUACAAACGGGGAUUUCUUGGACUUGGAGCAUCCCUAG
Molecule: messenger RNA, 2178 nt
Organism: Thyridium curvatum
Lineage: Eukaryota; Fungi; Ascomycota; Sordariomycetes; Thyridiales; Thyridiaceae
Exons: 5
Coding region: 1-2178 (725 amino acids)
Biological process (GO): DNA-templated transcription; regulation of DNA-templated transcription
Molecular function (GO): DNA-binding transcription factor activity, RNA polymerase II-specific; zinc ion binding; DNA binding
Source: RefSeq, a predicted model, not a curated record